AUGUCCUGCUGGGGGAACUAUUACCGGUGUCUUAUUCUAUUCGUUGCCUUUUUAUGCCUGACGUCCAUAUGUUCAAAUUACAUUAUCAUUAAUUUCUCAUUCAUUUGUAUGCAAGAAGAUCUCACUGACUUUGUAGUUGUUAAUGGGACCAAAACAAACAUUUAUACCUACGACGGUGACCAUAAAAAGUAUAUCAUGUGGGCAGUGGGUGCUGGAACAGUACUUGGCACUGUGCCAACAAACUGGCUCGUCGUGAAGUUUGGAGCCAAGUGGACAUUUUUAGUCGCUGGAUUGAUUUCUGCUGCUUCAACAGCAUUGAUUCCUUUAGCGGCAAAAUACGAUUAUUAUCUUCUCCUUUUUCUUCGAUUCGUACAGGGUUUUGCCUAUUCUACUGAUUUCGCAGCAAUCGGAAUCAUAACAGUUCGAUGGGCUCCACUCAACGAAGUUGCAUUGUUCCUGGCCAUUCUGACUUGUUUCACGGGAGCUGCUUCUAUCAUAACUAACUCAGUCACUGGAUUUAUCUGUGAAAGUUCUUUCGGAUGGAAGUAUGCAUACUAUCUACACGCAUUCGUAGGACUUAUUUUGUUUGCAUUAUGGGCUGCAUUUUACAUUGAUGAUCCACAAGAUUCGAAAAGAGUAUCCGAUAGAGAGUUAACGGGAAUUCACAAGAAUAAAUCGGCUGCUCAUUUGGACAAAAAAUCAGACAUUCCUUAUACGAAACUCUUCACAAGUCCUGUUGUUCUUAUUAUUUGGCUGAAUGCAUUCUUCGAGAUGUCUGCUGUGAUCUUUUUCACCACAUAUUUACCUAUUUAUUUUCACCAAGUACUCGGGUUUUCAAUUCAACAAACUGGAGUCAUUGUGGCAAUUAUUCUAGGUGUUAAUAUACCUCUUCGGCUUGCAUCAGCUACGUUCAGCGAUCGAAUCACAUUUUUGACCGAGAAAACUAAAAUCAUAAUUUUCAAUUCGAUAUCAGUGGGACUUUCUGGUCUUCUGUUAGCGUGCACUGCAUUUAUUCCAUCGGAAUUCAAUGUCGAAAUCUGCUGGUAUUUUGUUGGGAUAAUGAUGUGCAUUUCAGUGAAUUGUGGUGGAUUUUAUAAAUGUGCUGCUCUCCAUGCCAGACAACAUGCUCACAUUGUAAUUGCUGCAAUUCAAUUCACAAAAUGCCUGGCACUUUUCACUGGUCCCACAUUGGUCGCAUUUUAUGUCAAAGUGGAAUCAAACCAAUCACAGUGGAUUCCAGUUUAUCUAUGUCUUGGCCUUUCGAUGUUUGCUGCCAACUUGAUUUCCGUAUUUGUGUUCACCGAUGAGCCAGCAAAAUGGACAGAUAAAUAUGCGGAAGUGCCUUUAGAAGAAGCAAAAUGUUGA
Messenger RNA from Caenorhabditis briggsae, 1365 nucleotides. Gene Ontology annotation, biological process: transmembrane transport. The transcript is spliced from 8 exons. Gene Ontology annotation, molecular function: transmembrane transporter activity. Bases 1 to 1365 code for a protein of 454 amino acids. NCBI's taxonomy places the organism in Eukaryota, Metazoa, Nematoda, Chromadorea, Rhabditida, Rhabditidae. The record is from RefSeq and is a predicted model, not a curated record.